GAGCCGUGGGACGCGGUGCCGCCGCCGGCCGGUGGCGCGGAAGGCUCCAGGGUAGACGAGAGGCGACCGGAGCCAUGUUGGGCAGCGGGGCCAAGGCGGCCAAGCCCUCCUUCGUGUCCUACAUCAGCCCAGAGGAAAUACACAUAAAGGAACCCAUAGAAAAAGAAGUAAAUCCUCGCUUAUUACCAGGUGAACUGCUGCUUUGUGAGGCAAGCACAGUGUACAAGUAUAUCCAAGAAGAUGGGUCGAAUCGUGGCACUUGUGGGAAACUUGUGUGCACAAACUUCAAGAUUGCUUUCCUUGACGAUGAUUCUGCUUCAGAUGAUAAUGAGCCACAAUUUAAGAAUAAGAUUGUAGGAGAAAAUGACAUAACCCUGCAAUGUGUAGAUCAAAUCUAUGGAGUUUAUGAUGAGAAAAAGAAACUUCUAACUGGACAACUGAGAAAAUACCCAGAGAAGCUCAUUAUCUACUGUAAAGACCUUAGAGUAUUUAAUUUCUGCUUGAGAUACACAAAAGAAGAGGAAGUGAAAAGGAUCGUCAGUGGUAUAGUUCAUCACAGCCAGACCCCUAAGCUGCUUAAACGCUUGUUUCUGUUCUCUUAUGCAUCAGCUGCUCCAAACAACACAGAUGGAAGAAACCAAACUGUGAUGUUUGAUACUCUUGAAGAUUGGCGUGGUGAGUUGGAGCGGACCAAAGGGAAUGCGAAAUACAAAGCAGUCACUACGAAUGAGGGCUACAGAGUGUCUGAAAAGCUGCCUUUGUAUUUUGUUGUUCCCAUAUGCGUUUCUGAAGAGAGUAUCUUGAAGUAUGAAGGCAAAGGCAUUCCUAUUUGGUGUUGGUCUUGCCAUAAUGGUGCUGCUCUUCUCAAAAUGUCUGCAUUUCCCAAAGAACAGGAUGACAUCACUUCAGAAACACAAAAAGCCUUCUUGGAUGGAAUCUGUAAGACAAUUUCUAAACCUCCAUACGAACUCCUGAAGAUGGAUGAUUUGUCAAGCAGCCUUCCAUCUCUGCAAGAUAUCCAGACAGCAUACACAAGAUUUAAACAGCUGUUUUUGAUAGAUAACGGUACAGACUUCUGGGCAACUGAUGUGAAAUGGUUUUCAUUACUGGAGAGCACAAACUGGCUGGAGAUAAUCAGGCGAGUCUUGAAGAAAGCAAUAGAAGUUGUUGAGUGCCUGGAAAGACAGCAUACCAAUGUUGUCCUGAUAGAAGAGAGUGCUACUGAUCUGUGCUGUGUGAUCUCUAGCCUGGUUCAAGUGAUGAUGGAUUCAUACAGCAGAACAAAGUCAGGGUUUCAGAGCCUUAUUCAGAAGGAGUGGGUAGUUGGAGGACACAGCUUUUUGGAUCGUUGUAACCACUUACAUAAAAGUGACAAAGAAGAGGCUCCUGUUUUUCUGCUCCUGCUAAAUUGUGUUUGGCAGUUGGUACAACAGUAUCCUCCAGCAUUUGAGUUCACAGAAACUUACUUAACUGUCUUGUCAGACAGCCUCUAUGUGCCUAUUUUUAGCACUUUCUUCUUCAACUCGCAGCAUCAAAAAGAUACUAAUACGAGCGGUGAAACCCUCAAGACACAAAGCGGUCCUUUCAGAUUUCUUACUGUGUGGGACUGGUCUGUGCAGUUUGACCCCAAGGCUCAGGCUUUCCUCAACAACCCUCUUUAUGCAGAGAAACCAAAACCAGACAAAAGUCAACGGAAAACUUCAUGUUUCAGACAUCAACGGCAACUUUCUUUGCCAUUGACACAAACAAAAUCUUCCACGAAGAGAGGAUUUUUCAGGGAGGAAACAGAUCAUUUAAUAAAAAACAUUCUGGGUAAAAGAAUUGGCAAGUUCAUAAAUUCUUCAGAGGAACCACCUAAUAGCUUCAGGGAAUUUUAUGACAGCUGGCAUAGUAAACCUGUUGACUAUCACGGUCUUCUGUUACCUCACAUCGAUGGCCCUGAAAUCAAAGUCUGGGCACAACGGUAUUUGCGAUGGAUCCCUGAAGCCCAGCUUCAUGGUGGUGGUACAAUAGCUACAGCUGCCAAGAUUUUGGACUUGAUGGAGGAAGUGCAAAGCUUGCAGGUGAAAAUGGAUGAAGAACAUAGUCAAGCUAUUUCUGGGGAUAUACAUUCUGUUUCAAUGAUAAGAAAUUCUGCCCGUUUGUCAUCCUUGUUUCCAUUUGCUUUACUUCAGAGACAGUCUCUCAAACCAGCUUUACCCACUAGCACCUGGAAAGACUUGGAAGUUGAAGAUGACUUGGUCAAGAGGGAUGAUGAAUUUGUUGAUCUAAGUGGUGAUAUGUCAUAAGUUGUAUAUAAAGUAUGUACGUGUUAAAGUAUGAAUUGUAUGUGGCUGAGCUCUGAGUUUUAACUGUGCUGUAUCCUGAAACAAGGAACUCACUCAAGGGUUUGUAGGGUUUAAAAAAACCUCACCUUGGUUGGAAGGAACCAGUCAUCAUGAUUAAUUGAGCAUACUUUGAACUUCCGUUUCACUAACAUUAUUUAUUGCAGAAACACAUUUUUAGCAUAGCUGUAAUAAACAAAAAAGUAGGCUGGAGUAGCCACAUGGCCACAUUGUUUAACAAAGAAAAACACACAACAAAAAAACCAUUAUUUUUGGAUGUAAAGGUGGAAUACCAAAUACAUACAGCAACAAUCACUAGCUUAACAUAAAACUUACUCCCUUUAUGCUAGGAGUAUUGGGAUGGAAAUACUGUGACUAGGAACUUAUCUUCAUUUUCUCCCUCAUAUACAUUAAACAGUGAAAGGUCCAACUUAACAUGCAUUCACAAAUAAGCUUUUUACAGCUGAAGAAUAAACUUGUGGUCACCGGGAGUCUUCUGUCUGCUGUGGCAUCAGCUGAGGUCAUGUGCCUGUUAACCUCAUCUUCUCUGAGAGUGUUCAUCUUCAGCUUGCAGCACUUCACCUUGUGUGGUAUUUUAACAGCAGCUUGGCUGCUCUAAGCCUGUGCAUGCACUUAGCUUAAGGGUCGGAUGCAGAGCUUAGCUAUACAUUUUAAGUCCUGCUGUGUAGCUGCUGUGCUAUAUGCCCUUGCUGCCUUGGAAUAUUCUGUCCCAGACAUUAACUGUAAGAAAUGGCCUGACUGAGAUUUUAAUUUGCCAUGAAUACUUCUUUUAAUAGAGUGACACUUUCAUUGUGACUUUCCCCUUUUGUGUCGGUUGCCUUUGAGGCUUUCUGUAGCUUGCACUGAGACCCUGCAGGUAGAAGGGAAAACUUUUUUUCUGUAAUCCUGCAGCAAAGCUGUAUUUGCAGUCGGUUGCCACAUAUCAUGAGUUGGUGGUGCAGCUUAUGAAUGUGGCGUUCAUACCGUAUGAACACUUGCAUCCUGUUGCUGGAUGUUAUAACAGUACCUCAGUGAAAAAAGCCAUAGAGAAAUGCCUGUUGACUUUGAUCUACUGUGUGUCUGUUUAUAUAUAAAGUAUUUUUACUGCAAAUAACUGUACUUUUUAAAGCUGAGUAUUAUUUGACUAUCAAAUCUAUUUUGAACCCUUAAACUCUAGAAUAUCUAGAAGCGAUGUAAGUCAUAAAAUCAGUUACACAAGAGGAUAGACACUGACUAUUUCCUCUGUUCUCAUACCAAUUUAGAAAUUCAUGCUGGAAAACUUAGCUGGUGAUGAAACUGUUGCUUACGUUGGAUCAGCUUGGUGUAACUGGGGAUAUUAAAGUUGCUGAUUAUUCACUUCCCGCUGAGUUGUAUUAAUAUGUAUCACUGGUGGAGAAACUGUUUCUUACAUUGGAUCAGCUCAGUGUAAUCGGGGAUAUUAAACUGUGUUACUGAUUAAUCACUUCACACUGAGUUGUAUUAAUAUGUAUUGCAAAAAAUUAUCAGCAGUCCUCUAAAAAUAAAAUCUAAUAUGCUAAAUACAUAUAUUAAUGGGGAAAGGGGAAGAGCUUAAUGCAGCUGUGCCAAACUGAAGCUUCCCAGCUCUUGAUUGCCUUAAGUCUUAGUAGUGCAAGGACAAUACUUGAGUUUGUAGGAUUUUAUUAAAAAUACACUAGUACUUUAGCUUUCUUCUGUGAUCUCCAUAUGAUCUUGCAGCUAGCACUUGCUAGAAUGGGCAGUCCAGGACAUGUCCUUCAGACUUUAUUAUUACAGUUCCAGUGACUCAUGUAUGCAAUGAUACUUCACAUGUUGAAUGACUGAUAAUGCAUUUUUAUGGUGAAGAAACACCUGUCAUUCUAAUUUGGGUUCAAGGGGUUUUUUUUAAACACUGCUGUUAGGAGGGGGAAAAAAUUAAAUGGAUUUUUCUAUACUUUUGAUCAAACUGAUGUUUGCAUAUUUAUAUUAAAGAGAUGUUGGACAUCUUGUUUGUACAUAAGUUCUCAAAAGGUUUUAUAGAAGAGAAACAUAUAUGUGGAAUUGAACAUGGGAAAACUUCUAAUGUAGAGCAAAUAACGUUGUUACUGGUUUUCUGCACUAUGAGAUUGGAAAUAUACUUAAUAUUUUUGCUCCAAGCUUCUGUUUAUACCUCCAGGUUUUUACACUGAAUGCAAGCAAGAAGCUUUACAGAUUUGGGUGGGUUUUUUUAAUACUGUCAUUUCUGCCAGCAGGCUGUUUGGAGAGUAUCAAUAAAAUAUACUUUGAUGCAUUUGUCCUGAAAUGAGAAUGUAUAUUUAAGGUCGUAUUUUGCAAAUGAUGCUUUGCAUCAUAGGAGACUUCACAAUCUGCAGUGAUAAGGUUUUUCCAGUUACAUGCUGAGUUUUUACAAACUGUUAACAGGGAGGAAGCUAUGCAGUUUUAGACCUCGUUAUACUUACUGGACAGAUGCUGUGAGCUCAGGAAAGAAGGAAGUUCAGUGCAGUAGGAUGACUAUGGAAAGUUACUAAGGUGGUCUAGAAAGUAGUUGAUGAAUGUCAGUUUUGAGGGCUUAUUAAAUGAUGUUGGUUUCAGUCUCAGCAAUAUGUUUGUCUUCGCCUAUUUGAAGGGGGAACAUUGUUCUUGCAACAUUAAAAUAAGCAGCUUUUUGGCAUUGCAACAGCAGUGUGUUUGUCCGAUGAGAUAUGUGUUCAGAAUGGUCUGGGAAG
Molecule: messenger RNA, 5026 nt
Organism: Colius striatus (speckled mousebird)
Lineage: Eukaryota; Metazoa; Chordata; Aves; Coliiformes; Coliidae
Gene: MTMR12
Product: myotubularin related protein 12
Exons: 16
Coding region: 75-2288 (737 amino acids)
Source: RefSeq, a predicted model, not a curated record